Abrus precatorius (Indian licorice) is the source of this 1059-nucleotide messenger RNA. RefSeq names its product protein CUP-SHAPED COTYLEDON 2-like. The transcript is spliced from 3 exons. Gene Ontology annotation, biological process: regulation of DNA-templated transcription. The coding region runs from base 1 to 1059 and encodes 352 amino acids. Gene Ontology annotation, molecular function: DNA binding. Lineage: Eukaryota; Viridiplantae; Streptophyta; Magnoliopsida; Fabales; Fabaceae. The record is from RefSeq and is a predicted model, not a curated record.
AUGGACAACUACUACCCCCACUUGGACAACACUGAGGCUCAUUUGCCACCUGGUUUUCGAUUCCACCCCACGGAUGAGGAACUCAUCACCUACUACCUUCUCAAGAAGGUUCUAGACAGCACCUUCACUGGUAGAGCCAUAGCUGAUGUUGACCUUAACAAGUGUGAGCCAUGGGAGCUCCCUGAGAAAGCGAAGAUGGGUGAGAAAGAGUGGUACUUCUUCAGCUUACGCGACAGAAAGUACCCAACUGGGUUAAGAACCAAUAGGGCUACUGAAGCUGGUUACUGGAAAGCCACUGGGAAAGAUAGAGAGAUUUACAGCUCCAAGACAUGUUCUCUUGUGGGCAUGAAGAAAACCCUUGUUUUCUACCGUGGUAGAGCACCCAAAGGAGAGAAAAGCAACUGGGUCAUGCAUGAGUAUCGCCUUGAAGGCAAAUUUGCGUACCACUACCUCUCUAGGAACUCCAAGGAUGAGUGGGUCAUAUCUCGUGUGUUCCAGAAGAGUAACACAGGAAAUGGAGGCUCCAGCGUGUCUGUUACAAGCGGUUCAAAGAAGACAAGAAUUAACAGCACCACUAACUCUACAAACAUGAGUCUUUGCCCUGAACCAAGUUCUCCUUCUUCUGUUUAUCUUCCACCAUUGCUAGAUUCUUCUCCUUACCCCAACACCACAAACUUCAACGACCGUCACAACUGUUCCUAUGACAGCACCACUCAAAGAGAGCACGUGUCCUGUUUCUCCACAGUUUCUUCAGCUUCAGCUGCUGUUUCUAACAACGCCUUCAAUAAUGCAAGCUUUGACCUUACUACUCAGCACCUCACUAGUGACCCUUUUGCUAGGUUCCAGAGAAACGUUGGUGUCUCAGCUUUCCCAAGCUUGAGAUCACUGCAAGAUAACCUUCAGCUUCCGUUCUUUUUCUCCCCGGCGGCGCAGCCUUUCUCAGGCGGGGGUUCCGGUGACUUUCCUGGUUGGCCUUUGCCGGAGGAACAAAGGGUGGCUGAAGUUGGAUCCAACGUGGCAUUGGGGUCUUCGGAGCUUGAUUGCAUGUGGGGUUACUGA